AUGGAUGAUCCCUCACUCAAAGAUUAUGUCGAUGGCCAUAAUGAUGAUGCGCAGUUGGCCCAGAUGGGUCAUAAAUCCGAGUUGAAGCGUCAAUUUUCAUUAUUGUCCAUGUUGGGUCUUGCAUUUGCAAUUCUGAAUUCAUGGACUGCUUUGUCUACCAGUUUGUCACUUAGUCUGCCGUCGGGUGGCAGUACUAGCGUUGUCUGGGGUCUGAUCACCGCCGGUAUUUGCAACCUAUGCAUGUCCGCCUCCCUCGCCGAGUUCCUUUCCGCCUAUCCUACAGCUGGAGGUCAAUACCACUGGGUGGCUGUGAUUUCCUGGCAGAAGUGGAUGCCUAUUCUGUCGUGGAUUACCGGCUGGGUGAAUUGCGCUGGAUGGGUCGCGCUGGUCGCUACCGGUGGUCUGCUGGGCAGUCAGCUAGUUGUUGGAGUUAUUUCGCUGAUGCACUCGGACUAUGUGUCUCAGCGGUGGCACCAAUUCCUGAUCUACGUCGGCUACAAUAUUGCGGCAUUCCUCAUUAAUGCCUUUGGCAACAGCAUUUUGCCUUACUUCAACAAGGCCGCAUUUAUCUGGUCGCUCGCUGGCUUCACUGUGAUCUGCAUCACGGUUCUGGCUUGCGCCUCACCAGACUUCAACUCUGGAGACUUUGUUUUCCGCGAGUUUCUCAACACGACUGGCUGGCCCGAUGGCAUUGCCUGGCUCCUUGGCCUUCUGCAAGGAGGACUUGGUGUCACUGGAUUUGAUGGUGUUGCGCACAUGAUCGAAGAAAUCCCCAACCCCUCAGUGGAGGGUCCCAAGAUCAUGAUCGCAUGUGUCGGUAUUGGCACAGUGACUGGUACUAUCUUCCUUGUCGUUUUGCUGUUCGUGGCUGGCAGUAUCACGGAGGUCAUCGAAUCUUCUGCAGGUCCGCUUUUGGCUAUCCUGUACCACGCAACUUCCAACAAAGCCGGCGCCAUCUGUCUGUUGAUCUUCCCUCUUGUCUGCAUGCUGUUCGCCACUACUGCUAUCAUGACGACUAGUAGUCGCAUGUGCUAUGCGUUUGCACGUGACGGUGGUUUGCCUGCGUCGCGUUUCUUUUCCAGAAUCCACCCCGGGUUGAAGGUCCCUCUCAACACACUCUACCUCAACUUCGUUUUGGUAGUCAUCUUCGGCCUGAUCUUCCUCGGAUCUUCUAGCGCAUUCAAUGCUAUUAUAUCGGCUUCGGUGGUCCUUUUGGAUCUUGCCUACGGUAUCCCGAUCGCGAUCAACUGUAUUCGAGGACGUAACACACUUCCCGAGAGAUCCUUCGUUCUUCCCAAUGUCCUCGGCUGGGUGCUGAACAUCAUUUCGUUGGUAUAUGUCGCUCUCACCACUGUGCUAUUCCUCUUCCCUCCAGACCUACCUGCCACUGGCAGCAAUAUGAACUACUGUGUGGCCGCUUUUGGUAUCGUCUUUAUAAUUUCUACGAUCACCUGGUUUGUCGACGGUCGCAAGAACUAUGUUGGUCCCCGGAUCGAGGUGGAGGUCCUCUCUGGACAAGUCGGUGAUCAGCCACAGCAACCGAUCCCAAUGGUGGAACAGAAGAAAUAA
This is a messenger RNA of Penicillium odoratum, 1569 nucleotides long. RefSeq names its product GABA permease GabA. Gene Ontology annotation, molecular function: transmembrane transporter activity. The coding region runs from base 1 to 1569 and encodes 522 amino acids. The record is from RefSeq and is a predicted model, not a curated record. The transcript has 15 exons. Gene Ontology annotation, cellular component: membrane. Gene Ontology annotation, biological process: amino acid transport; transmembrane transport. NCBI's taxonomy places the organism in Eukaryota, Fungi, Ascomycota, Eurotiomycetes, Eurotiales, Aspergillaceae.